AUGAUUGACGAUGGAGUUGAUGACGAUGUGGUGAGGAAGGAUAAUGAAUGGAGAAAUGGGGAAUAUCAGAGGUUAGUGAGCGUUGUAAAAGAGCUGGAGACUCGUGCUGAAUCAAGGCCUCUGUCUGAGGAGGAACUCAGAGAAAGACUAGAGGCAAAAAGGGUGUUAAGUGACGAGGAUCGGUUAAAGUCAUUAGACGCUAAACAAAAAUCGCGAGUGAGAUGGGCAGUGGAUGGGGACGAGAACACUAAAUAUUUUCAUGGGGUAAUCAAGGCCAAUACAUCUAAUAACCGGAUUAAUGGUCUGGAGUUUGAUGGGGUUUGGUUGAUUGAACCUGUUCUUCUCAAAGAGAAAAUCAUAGACCACUUCAGUAACAAGUUUGCUGAACCUAUUUCCGAUAGGCCAAAGUUGUGUUGUCCAAAUUUAAUCCGCCUUACUGUGGCAGAAGCCGAUGCUCUUGUGACCAGGUUUUCUUUAUCCGAAAUUGAAUCUGCAGUGGGGGAUUGUGCGGGUGAAAGGGCUCCGGAACCGGAUGGUUUUAACUUUAAAGUUAUCAAACGAUUUUGGGGGUCUCUUAAGAAUGAUUUUGUGAAGCUUUUUGACAAAUUCCACAAUGAGGCAACUAUUAGUAACAGUUGUAUGUCAUCAUUUGUUGCUUUGAUUCCUAAGGUAAGUGACCUGAUGAAGAUCUCUGACUACAGGCCCAUUAGUCUUGUCGGGUGCUUAAAUAAGGUGUUGUCAAAAGUACUAGCCAACAGGUUAAAAGAGGUAAUAGGAAAGUUGAUAUCCAAGGAACAAACAGCUUACAUAGCUAGUAGAAGUAUCCUUGAUGGUCCGGUUAUCUUAAAUGAGACUCGAUCUUGGAUCAGAUGGGUUUUCCGUGUAAAUGGAGACGGUGGGUUUUCAGCACGAGCCUCUGUAUUAGUCAAUGGGUCUCCAACUGCCGAAUAUGUGGGGUCAAGAGGUUUACGCCAAGGGGACCCAUUAUCUCCAUUUUUGUUUCUCAUUGUGAUGGAAGCACUGUCUGGUAUGAUGAAAAAAGCUGUAGCUUCAGGUUUAUUUCAAGGAAUUCGGGUCAACUUGGACGGGCCACUACUGUCCCACUUUUUGUUUGCUGAUGACGGGAUUUUUUUGGGGGACUGGUCGAUUCAAAAUGGGAGGAAUCUUAAAAGAAUUUUAAGAGUGUUUUAUCUUAUGUCGGGGUUGAGAGUUAACUUAUCUAGAGUUAACUUAUCUAAAUGCAGCGUGUAUGGUAUUGGAGUAGACGACGAAGAUGUGGAGUCCAUGGCAAGGACACUCGGGUGCAAAGCGGGUUUCCCACCAUUCAUCCAUCUAGGAUUACCAGUUGGGGCAAACAUGAAUUUGGAACGAAACUGGGCCCCAUCCAAAGUCAUCGACGCAUUGGAAAGACUUAGGAGGACAUUUUUUUGGGGAGGAAACUCUGAUAAUUCUAAGAUAAGUUGGGUUGCUUGGGACCAAGUGAUAGCACCAGAAUGUACGGGUGGGAUAGGAUUCAGUUCGCUUCAGAACACAAACUUUGCUAUGCUUUCUAAAUGGUGGUGGCGCUUCAAAGUGGAUAUUGGCGGGUUGUGGAGAAAAGUCGUGUGGGCAAUUCGUAGUAGCUGCAGAUCAUGGUCAUUUAUUCCAAAGAGAUUGUCUCAGGUGGGCCCUUGGAAACAAAUUGCAAAAAUUUCAGAAAUUUUAAGGCACAAGGAGGUAUGCAUUGAAAAAGCUAUUGUCGGGGUUGUCCAAUCUGUGGGUCACAUCCUGUUUUGGAUUGAUGUAUGGGCCGGAGCAGAAUCAUUGGCAACCUUAUUUCCCUACUUGUAUGCGAAAGAGAAAAAGAAAUUGUGUACUGUAAAUGAAAGGAUAAUCUUCAAUGAGAAUACGAUUAUAUUUUCAUGGGAGUGGAGAUCAAGCUCGCUUUCUAUGGAGGAACAAGAUGAGUUAGUAAGGUUGCAGGGGUUGUUGGCUCAUGUAACUCUAUCGGAUAGACCUGACACAUGGAAGUGGAAGUUAGACAAGACUGGUAUGUUCACAGUAGCUAGCUUGAAAGAAAAGUUGAGCAUGUUCGGGAGGGAGUCUCUUAUUGACAGGUUUCAUUGGAAUUCUUGGGUGCCUAUGAAAGUGAAUAUGGUGGCGUGGAGAGCAAAUAUAAACAGACUACCAACAAAAGACAACAUUGUAAGAAGAAAUAUUAUAUUAUCGUCGGACCUAUGUGUGUUUUGUGGGGAGAGCACAGAAACAGUGGAACAUGUGUUGCAUUCAUGCCCAUUUACGCAAGCUGUAUGGGAACAAAUAUGUCUAUGGAAUCAGAUAUCUUCUUUUUUUGCUUUUGGGGUAUGCGAUUUGUGGAAGAUACAUCAGUUUCAUCCUCAUCCUAGAACUAAGAAUAGAAAAAAGGCACUAUAUGCAGUUAUUUUAGUAACAGUGUGGAGUGUAUGGAAAGCAAGGAACGACGUGGUUUUCAACAGAUUGCAACCGAGGACCUCAACGGUACUGGAAGAGAUCAAGGCGUUAUCUCUACUAUGGAUCCGACAUAGAUCGAGGUUGUACAACUUGGAUUGUGUUAGAUGGAGGGAUAAUGGCGUGUCUUGUAUAGAUUAA
Messenger RNA from Erigeron canadensis, 2607 nucleotides. RefSeq lists its product as uncharacterized. NCBI's taxonomy places the organism in Eukaryota, Viridiplantae, Streptophyta, Magnoliopsida, Asterales, Asteraceae. The transcript is spliced from 4 exons. The record is from RefSeq and is a predicted model, not a curated record. The coding region runs from base 1 to 2607 and encodes 868 amino acids.